Molecule: messenger RNA, 4900 nt
Organism: Antechinus flavipes (yellow-footed antechinus)
Lineage: Eukaryota; Metazoa; Chordata; Mammalia; Dasyuromorphia; Dasyuridae
Gene: ACSS1
Product: acyl-CoA synthetase short chain family member 1
Exons: 14
Coding region: 100-2226 (708 amino acids)
Cellular component (GO): mitochondrion
Molecular function (GO): acetyl-CoA synthetase activity; AMP binding
Source: RefSeq, a predicted model, not a curated record
UUCCUCUAGUUUGCGUUGGAAGAUUGCAGCCUGCUUGGGGUGCUGUGCCAGGAUUCGAGGGGGCUCCAGGGAAACCGGGUCUGGGCUUGGGUACGCGCUAUGAGUGCUCUGAGUCUUUGCGUCAGCACCAGCGGCGGGGGCCGCGGACUGCUCCGCAGUCUGUCCUGGAACCUCUGGGCGCUCCCAGGGGGCGUGGGGUCACGAAACUGGGGGACUGGGCUGCCCCUGCAGCAGCACAGCCGGCUCCUGGGCAGCGGCAACCGGGGCCUCUGGGCUGCCCGGGAAGGGGCCGGCAGCGCCGCCCCAGCGGUGACACGGACCCUCAGCACCUACGCAGAGUUGUGCGAGCAGGCUGUCAGAGAGCCCCAAGUAUUUUGGGGGCGCCUUGCCCGGGAUACGCUGGUGUGGGACACCCCUUACCAUACAGUCAAGGACUGUGAUUUCAGCCAGGGCAAGAUCAGCUGGUUCCUGGGCGGCCAGUUAAACGUGUCGGUAAACUGCUUGGAUCAACAUGUGCAGAAGUUCCCAGAUAGAAUUGCUUUGAUCUGGGAGAGGGAUGAACCUGGUACAGAAGUGAAAAUCACAUACAGGGAACUUCUGGAGACCACAUGCCGCCUGGCCAACACAUUAAAGAAACAUGGAGUGCGUCGAGGAGACAGGGUGGCCAUCUACAUGCCCGUGUCUCCGCUGGCUGUGGCAGCCAUGCUGGCCUGUGCCCGAAUUGGGGCAGUACACACAGUGAUCUUUGCUGGUUUUAGUGCCGAGUCCUUAGCUGGAAGAAUUAAUGAUGCAAAAUGCAAAGUGGUCAUCACCUACAACCAAGGAGUCCGGGGAGGACGGAUCAUUGAACUGAAGAAAAUAGUGGAUGAAGCUGUGAAGAACUGUCCAACAGUUAAACAUGUCUUAGUAGCUCAGAGAACAGACAACAAAACCCACAUGGGGAAGUUGGAUGUCCCUCUCGAGGAAGAGAUGGCCAAGGAGAAUCCUGUAUGUGCUCCUGAAAUCAUGGAUAGUGAAGAUGUACUCUUUAUGCUUUAUACUUCAGGGAGCACAGGCAAACCAAAAGGACUUGUCCACACCCAGGCUGGCUAUUUGCUCUAUGCUGCUGUGACACACAAGCACGUAUUUGAUUUCAGGCAAGGGGAUGUAUUUGGCUGUGUGGCAGACAUUGGAUGGAUUACAGGUCAUAGCUAUGUUGUGUAUGGUCCACUCUGCAAUGGAGCCACCAGUGUCCUGUUUGAGAGCACCCCCGUUUAUCCCAAUGCAGGUCGAUACUGGGAGACAGUAGAGAGACUGAAAAUUAAUCAGUUCUAUGGUGCUCCCACUGCUGUAAGAGUGCUAUUGAAUUAUGGAGAUGUUUGGGUUAAGAAGUACGACAGAUCUUCCUUAAGAACCUUGGGAUCAGUGGGAGAACCAAUUAACCAGGAAGCCUGGGAAUGGCUCUACAAGGUGGUGGGAGAUAGCAAGUGCACACUAGUAGACACCUGGUGGCAGACAGAAACAGGAGGCAUUUGUAUUGCUCCACGGCCUUCUGAGGAGGGGGCUAAGAUCAUCCCUGGCAUGGCCAUGAGACCCUUUUUUGGAAUUACUCCAGUUCUGAUGGAUGAAAAGGGAAAAGUCAUAGAAGGUGGUGAUGUCUCUGGUGCUUUGUGUAUUUCUCAGGCUUGGCCUGGCAUGGCAAGGACAAUAUAUGGAGACCAUCAGAGAUUUAUUGAUGCAUACUUCAAAGUUUAUCCAGGUCAUUAUUUCUCUGGUGAUGGUGCUUAUAGGACUGAGGAUGGAUAUUACCAGAUAACCGGACGGAUGGAUGAUGUUAUAAACAUCAGUGGUCAUCGGCUAGGAACUGCAGAGAUUGAAGAUGCACUGGCUAACCAUCCUGCUGUGCCUGAAACAGCAGUGAUUGGCUAUCCUCAUGACAUAAAAGGAGAAGCUGCAUGUGCUUUCAUAGUACUGAAAGAUGAUAUAGAUAAUCCAGACAUCAUCCUGAAAGAACUCAAAUCAAUUGUUGCCACCAAGAUAGCCAAAUAUGCAGUGCCUGAUCAAAUUCUGGUGGUAAAACGUCUUCCAAAAACUCGGUCUGGAAAAGUCAUGAGGAGACUCUUAAGGAAAAUAGUCACUGACAGUACUCAGGAUAUGGGAGACAUUACCACUCUGGAGGACCCUUCAGUAAUUUCUGAAAUUUUAAAAGCCUAUCAGAAACACAAAGACAAGUUAUCUGCCUCUUAAUAGAGAAGAAAUGUGCAUCAACGUGGAAGUUCUAAAAUGUGCUCGGCCAAAACCAAAUACAACAGUUCCUUAUUGUCUUUUUUCAGGACAAAUUCUGAAAUUGGUUUGUUUUCAAAAGGAAAAAGUUCUUUACAAUCACCUCAGAAUCUACUGAUUAUACAUAAGGCCUGUUGUGUUUACCCUAGCCUCACCCUCUUUUUGUUCCCCUUGAAGAAGAACUAGUAAUGCAAUUAAUAAGAGGCAAAACUAAAGUUGAGAUUUAUUCAUCUUCAUGAAAAUGGAACUAAUUUGAAUUUUGGGAAAAGGGUUGAUGGUAAAAGGGAUUUAUUUAUCAACUUCAUAUAUUAGUGGCCCCUUGAGAUACAAAAGAUACAAAAGUUAAAAUGUGCCUUCUUGAAAGAUUUAAAAUUACAAGCAAUAUUUUUUCCCAUAUGGUUCUAGGUAUAAUAGCUGUAGAGUCUUUAUUUUUAUACUUUCUUAUUUGAGAACAGCAUACAGAGAAUUUUAAUGUAUGAAUUUAUUUGUAUACAUUCUUUGUAACAUCAUUAUAGAAUAGAUAGCUACAGUUAUAAAAAAUCAUUUUAACUCUUACUGAGUGCAAAUGACAUGGGUACAUUUUUACUCAUAAAGUUUAAGGAAUUUUAGAGACAGGUAUUGAAAAUAGAAUGAUUAAUCAACACAAUCAUAUUAAUUAUGUCUUGAUGUCUUUCAAAUGAUCUCAUUUUGCCUAUUAGGACUACAUCUCAUUAUAUAGACAGAACAGAAUUAAUUUUCUAAAAGCUUGGCUAUAAAUUUGUUGAACCUUAAGUUGUGGACAAUUCAUUCAUUUUUGUUGUUGUUGUUGUUCCGGAUGGAAUUUUUUUUCCCUCAGAAUUCUUUUUGGCUACAGGUCAUUAAUGCUCUAAACUGUGGCACUGCCAAAAGUAAUAAUGAAAAUUCAAAUAAUCUAUUACAAUAAGCACUAAAAUCUUUUGUAUUCUUGAAAAAUAUUUUUGGUUCUACAUGAAUGUGGAGGGGUGGUAUAGAAAAAAGGACAGUUCAAAGUUCUGAUCAGAAACUAAAAACAAAACAAGAAGUCUGUUUUAUACAACUGCCUUACUGUUAAUCAAGUAGUUAGUAUUGACAAUAACAGACUAAAAAAUUGUUGACUUAAUAGUGAACAUUUGGAAUAUUGUCAAUUAAAGUGGCUGAUGAUAAUUAGCUAAUAUAGACAUUAAACAUUAGUUAUGUAAGUAUCACAAAUUUUAGUUUGUUCACUAUUAUGGCUCUUAAAAUACAAUCACUUAGAGAACAAUAUACUUAGUAUUUUAAAUUAUUUUAUAUGUUAGUCAAAGCUCUAUUAUCUUGUUUGGUUCCCCAUGCUUCUUGUAAAGAAUUGCCAGUGAUAAAAGAAAGACUUCAAAAUGUAGGAUCUAUGGACUUAGAACUGAUAUGCAAAUGAGUUAAAAUAAAAUAAGUUUACUGUGAUGACACAGAUGAAAAAGAAUGUCAUUCUGUUCUACUCAGUGUCAUACUAAGGACAAGUUAAAGUAUAGGCAUAAUUAAGAAUAAAAAAAAGAAAACCUUUUCAAUAUUGUUUCAUAAAAGGGAGAGAUGUACAGGUAGCCCAACAGUUAUUCUGAGAAACUCAUCUCUCUGGAACACAACUGAGGACCACGAAUAAUAAAUGCUCAUUAAAGUGAAGCCAAAAAAUUGGCCUCCGAGUUAAAAAUGAAUUUCACAAUAUUUGUGUAAUGAAGCUCUUUUAUUCAUUUAAGAAGCCCUUACUCAGAACCUUUUCAGUCUUUUUUUAUUCACAAUUUAAAAUAGUUUGUGUGGCACAGUAGAAAGCAUGCUGGAUUUGGAGUCAGAGAUUCUGCAUUCAAAUACCAUCAUUAUUGUAUUUUUGAAUUUGGGCAAGUUAUUUAAACUCUUUGGGCCUCAGCUUUCUCACCUAUUAAAAAGAAAGAUUAGAUAACCUUCAAAUUUUUGAUUUUAUGUUCUGUUUUUCAAACUCGGAGAAAAAAAAUAACAAAGUAGAAAAUCUGAGGAGAUUCUUAGUAAAGAAAAGCAAUAGCUGUCAGCAAGAAACUAUAAAAAGCAGACAAAAGAAUUUUAAAAAUACAACAAUUUUAGACUGUGUAGCAGUAACCAGAAAUGAUACAGUGAUACUCUCAAGGUCUCUCUUUAAAACUUUGGAAGCGAUUGUGAGAUAAGGGAGACACUGACACAGGAUGACUCAAUAAAGAGGCUGCUGUGUUCUACCAAUAAAACAACUGUGUAGCUCAAAAGAAAUGUGAGAUGUACAAAUUUAGAGACAUUUCCAUUCCAAAAAUUCUCAUGGACUUGUGGCAGUUUUCUGAGCUUGUAUUGGAAUGAUUAGACACAUAUGGGAUUAGACACUGUACCUCGACCCCAACAUAGUUAUGUCAUUGUGGUCUUCUUUGAGCACAAAGACCAACCACCAGUACACAUGGUGCUGAGCACUUCAUGAAUCCCUAAAGACAUCACUUUAUUAUUGUGAAAUAAUAAAUUCACAAUAUGUUGAUAUGUACAAUGAUUCUAAGAUAUGAAAAGAUUACCUUUAGUACAUUCUGUUAAAGAAAGCAAGAAAAGGAGUAAUGUACUUUAUAAAGAUUUCUAUAAAAAUGAUUCCAAACAAAACUUUGUGUUUGAUAAACCAAUGAUCUGAAAA